Molecule: messenger RNA, 1500 nt
Organism: Arvicanthis niloticus (Nile rat)
Lineage: Eukaryota; Metazoa; Chordata; Mammalia; Rodentia; Muridae
Gene: Gpank1
Product: G-patch domain and ankyrin repeats 1
Molecular function (GO): nucleic acid binding; protein binding
Source: RefSeq, a predicted model, not a curated record
GCCACCGGAAGCGGAAGCGGAAGCAGCUUCCCGACCAGGAAGCCUGGGAAAUAUAGUCUUAUUAGGCUCGCUAGGCUGCGGGGUUGGCGCUCGGGGUGACUGUCAUCCCUGCGGUGCUCCCUCAGCCUCCCCGUGCCAGGCCAGCCUUCUGGACCCCGGCUCUCCUUCAGGCCCGCGACAGAGCGCGCUCGGGCUCCGGCAUGCGCAAUGGUGUGGUGAAGGACUUAGGUCGAGUGUGCUUGGGAUGCACUGAGCUGUGCACACGGCGUGAGAACCUGGCUCGCCCUGAGCGCUAACCUGAGCCAUGUCCAGGCCAUCCCUCAUCGAGUUUACGCCAGCUGCUGACUCCAGUGACCUGUGGAAGGAUGGGCAGCAGCAGCCGCAGCCUGAGGAACCAGAGCCCGUCCUGGAUGGAGCUGCAGCCCGGGCUUUCUAUGAGGCUCUAAUUGCAGACGACAGUAGCUCCUCUAAGCCCCAGAGAGCUGAACCUACCAGGGGGAGAAAGAGGAAGAGAAGAGUGAUGAGGGAGCCUGCAGCAACAGGAGUCCCAAGACAAGGAAGUCCACUUGAGGAUGAAGACAAGAUGACACGGUGGAUCCUGCUGGCAGCCCAGAAUGGGGAUCUGACAGAACUUCGGAGGCUGCUGGAACCCCAAGAGGCAGGGGGAGCUGGAGGGAAUAUCAAUGCUCGCGAUGCCUUCUGGUGGACUCCCUUGAUGUGUGCUGCCCGAGCGGGCCAGGGUGCUGCUGUGCGCUAUCUCCUGGGCCGAGGGGCUGCCUGGGUAGGAGUGUGUGAGCUGGGAGGCAGAGAUGCUGCUCAGCUGGCUGAAGAAGCAGGCUUUCCUGAGGUAGCCCGCAUGGUCAGAGAGAGUCACGGAGAGACAAGGAGCCCGGAGAGCCGGAACCGAUCUCCCCCCUCCUCCUCCCAGUUCUGUGAGGACUGUGGUGCCCACUUUGAAGACUCCAACCACCGCACAUCUACUGCUCACUUGCUGUCACUGUCUAGGGGACCCCAGCCCUCCAACCUUCCCCUUGGUGUGCCCACUUCCAGUCCUGGCUUCAGGCUGCUGCUGAGGGGUGGCUGGGAACCAGGAAUGGGGCUAGGACCACGGGGUGAAGGCCGGGCCAACCCUAUUCCCACUGUCCUCAAGAGGGACCAGGAAGGACUGGGCUAUAGAUCCCCACCCCAACCCCGAGUCACACACUUUGCAGCUCGGGAUACCCGGGCUGUGUCUGGGAGAGAGAGAGUACCUCGAGUUGCCACGCUGAGUCAGAGGGAGAGCAGAAGGCGAGAGGAGAAGGACAGAGUCUGGGAGCGAAAUCUAAGACUAUACAUGAACCUCAACUUCUGACUGAUACCGACUGGUCCUGGUCUGGCACUCGCUGGACUUAGGCCUCUGACUUGGACACUUGGACUUCCAGACCCGUAGGCCUUGGCUGUUGGGCUCUGCUUUUAGAGAGAAGGGCUGAGCUGGGAGAUAAAUAAACUUCCUUUCUUGUG